AGAGAUGAUUCCAUUGGCUAUCGACAAGUCACGCGAUCAAAACAUUGCCUGGCAGAACGAGUCGCAGGAAGUGACAUUACCUUAGCGGUUAACACCAGCGAACGACGUCCUUGCCAACUGUCCUGUUUGAUAAAAGGCCUACUAUGCCGCAGAAAGAUCCGUGUCAAAAGCAAGCAUGUGCAAUUCAACAGUGUUUACAAGCUAACAAAUACGUGGAGAGCAUGUGUCAGGAUGUGAUAAGGGAGAUGCGGCGGUGCUGUGAGGCUCAGACUGGAAACUCCGUCUGCUGCUCCGGGUUCAAGGACUCCAAAACCACGGAGAACAAAAGUAAUAUACAUAGCUCCCUGUGGGAUGCUUUUGAUGGGAAUUAUGGUGGAAAGGAACAUUGUAUCAAUAUUUUAUUGACUAACAGUGCAGUAGACUGAGUUAAUUUAGCUGUAUUAUCUAAAAUUGAAUAGGCCUACGAUCUUUUUUAUAGCAAACAAUUUGACAUAUUGCAGAAAGACACAUUUGUAGGCUGGCACACAUACAGUAUAUGGAGUGGAGUGUAACCCUUAUUCAUGUUAUUAAGUCAAGUCAAAUUGCCACACCUCUCUAACACAACAAAAACUUGAACAUUAUAAUGUAAGCUGGCACAUAUUGUAUUUAUUAAAGGGAAUUGUUUUCUCUGGCUUUUCAUGUCAUUGUGUCCACACCCAGAUCAAAAUAUGAGGCACAGUCAUAUUGCAGAUGUGACUUGUUAAAGGCCCUGCACACCCAUGGCAAAUCCACACAGGAUUCAAAUUAUUUUGGCUGAUUACUGUAGACUCAUAGACUGUAAAUGAAGAGAUACCUCUUCCCAGUGUGAUUGUGUACAGACUGUUCUUGAUUGACACCUCGCUGACUCUCCGAGGAGGUGUCUUGUCAUUCUUGUAGAUCUAAUCGUUACUGCUUGUUUGUAAAUGUUUGUUUAUGUUAUUGACCUGAUGUUGUUCCUGGUUAUCUAAUUAAAUUGUUUCAGACAUUUAUAAAUAAAAAAAUAAAAAAUAUUUUGUAAACCUAA
Sander lucioperca (pikeperch) is the source of this 1042-nucleotide messenger RNA. RefSeq names its product C-x(9)-C motif containing 4 homolog (S. cerevisiae) (gene cmc4). The transcript has 4 exons. NCBI's taxonomy places the organism in Eukaryota, Metazoa, Chordata, Actinopteri, Perciformes, Percidae. The coding region runs from base 144 to 425 and encodes 93 amino acids. The record is from RefSeq and is a predicted model, not a curated record. Gene Ontology annotation, cellular component: mitochondrial intermembrane space.